UUCAUAUAGUUUGCAAAGCUGCAGAAACUGCAAGCAAGGACGACUUCAGCCUUCUCUCAUUUGGCCGCGCCGCGCAACAAAGAUACACGGCCACGACGCGAAUGACAUCAACCCAGCAAACAUGCAGCCUCACUUACUUGCAUUAAUCUUUCUGUGCGUGCAUUGCGGAACAAGUGCGCGGGCAGUCACCGUCACCGCUGCGCUCUCCUCCGCCCUGCCUCCGGCCAAUUGCAGCAGCGCGGGCGCCGGGAUGGACGGCGGAUCUUCUUCUAAAAGCAGAAGGAAGCGUUACAUUAGUCAGACCGACAUGGUGGCUAUUCUUGAUUACCACAACAAAGUGAGGGGCAAGGUGUUUCCCCCGGCGUCUAACAUGGAAUACAUGGUGUGGGAUGACACUCUGGCUAAGUCAGCUGAGAACUGGGCCCACGUCUGCAUGUGGGAGCACGGCCCUUCUCACCUCCUCAGGUUUCUGGGUCAGAACCUCUCCGUCAGGACAGGACGGUACCGUUCCAUCCUUCAGCUUGUGAAGCCGUGGUACGACGAGGUCAAAGAUUACUCCUUUCCUUACCCCCGCGACUGCAAUCCCCGAUGCCCCCUCAGAUGCUACGGCCCCAUGUGCACCCAUUAUACACAGAUGGUGUGGGCGACCUCCAACAAAGUGGGCUGUGCUGUUCACACGUGCCACAACAUGAACGUUUGGGGUUCCGUGUGGAAACGGGCGACAUAUUUAGUCUGCAACUACUCGCCAAAGGGCAACUGGAUCGGAGAGGCUCCCUACAAAGUCGGGGUGCCCUGCUCCGCCUGCCCCCCCAGCUACGGCGGCUCGUGCAGCAACAACAUGUGCUUCCCCGCUCUGAAUACAAACUACCUGCACUGGUUCAAAUAAACAAGGCCUGCCCAGCCACACGACCACAGAGACACUAUUCUUAUCUAAAGGCGGAAGGAUUUGCACAGCCUGCGUGGACCAGUCUAUUUUGUAUAUAUGGCUUAUUUAAAGACCCCAAGACACAUUUGAAGGCAGCAGACAAUUUUAACAAUGUGUAGAUAAACUGUAAAUUAAUGUAACUAUACAAGACUUUUUUUUGUACUUGCCGUGACUGUUUUUUUUUUUUUUUUUUUUUUUUUAACUUUAUAUGCAGAAUGGAUGCUUAAAAUCACACGCACACACAUGCGCGGUGCGACGUACAUUUACCAUUGACAAUGUAGCAAUUAAAGGCCCUAACAUCACGAUAGCUGCUCUAGGCGCUCACUAUGGUGCUAUGCGGGCAUCACACCUCCAUGUUGUGUGCUCUGCCUUUUUUUCGGAAUGUUGGGAUAUAACUUCAAACGGACGCCAGUAUAGCAACACCACACGCUUCAUCCUCAGGCUUUUGUCCUGUGAGGAAUUGGCAAACGUGCACUUAGAACAUUUAAAUGUACAGUAUAAAUUUAUUUUCUUCUUGUUUUACAUUACAAAUACCAAAACCUAAAGAAAAGUCAACAAGUGUUGGCUACACUGGCACUUCUGUGGUCAAAAGUCCACGUGUUUUCCCCUAAAUUUGCAAUUUAAAGCAGCUCUAAUUUGGCUGUUUCACCCUUUCGUUUCAAAUUGAUGUUUUUAAAGCACAACAUAUCGGACUUUUUAUCUGUUUGAUAAUCCCAUGUGUUUCACUGUACAUUAGUAUAUUUAAUAUUCAUUUGUUUUGAUGUAUUAGAACGAUCCAAUGUUGUCUUUGUGAUGCACUUUUGGAGCAAGACACUCAAGUGCACCUUAAUUGUUUGUAAAUGUCCAAAAUGCCAAGAAAAUCUGUUUUAUUAUUUUUUUGUAUGUGUACAUAAUUAUUUUACCUUGACUAUCCUUAAACUACAAUUAAUGUAUAAGUUAUUCAUUUUUAUAUUGGGAAAUAUUUAAUUGGUAUUCAUUUUUUGUAUUGUUUUAUGAAAGGAUUGUACAUACAUAUCACGAAACAAUUAACAGUAUGCAGUUCAUUGGCAAUUAAGCACUAGCACAAUAUUGGCAAAUGCCUUUAUUAUUAUUUUUUAAUGUAAAGAAAAGAACACAUUUGCAGCAUAACUGAUCAAUUCAAAAACAGUGAACAUUGCUGUGACUCAAACAAAACAGAAAAUGUUCGGCACUGAUUACAAGGCAUUUAUGCAAUGAACUGCCCUCUUGCUUUUGAAGUUGUUAAUAAAAUAUUCUGAAAUGGG
Phycodurus eques (leafy seadragon) is the source of this 2187-nucleotide messenger RNA. Its product is annotated as peptidase inhibitor 15-A-like. The coding region runs from base 122 to 886 and encodes 254 amino acids. Gene Ontology annotation, cellular component: extracellular region. The transcript has 6 exons. The record is from RefSeq and is a predicted model, not a curated record. NCBI's taxonomy places the organism in Eukaryota, Metazoa, Chordata, Actinopteri, Syngnathiformes, Syngnathidae.